Messenger RNA from Megalobrama amblycephala (Wuchang bream), 1521 nucleotides. Its product is annotated as granzyme B-like. The transcript is spliced from 5 exons. Gene Ontology annotation, molecular function: serine-type endopeptidase activity. The record is from RefSeq and is a predicted model, not a curated record. NCBI's taxonomy places the organism in Eukaryota, Metazoa, Chordata, Actinopteri, Cypriniformes, Xenocyprididae. Gene Ontology annotation, biological process: proteolysis. The coding region runs from base 102 to 872 and encodes 256 amino acids.
GCAUUAUCUCUGAUGUCAGGUUGUGUCGUGCGAGUGUCGUGUCAUGUGGUGGAGAUGUAUAUAAAUGACUGUGGUGGUCUCUCCAGCAGCAUCUUGUCAAGAUGAAUACAGCAUACAGCCUGUUGCUCUCAGUGGCUUUGACAAGCUUGACACUGACAGGAACAUUUGGAGCUGAUAUCAUCAAUGGCAAAAACGUCAAGAAGAACUCCAUGCUUUACAUGGCAUCAGUUCAGAUUGAAGGAAAACACAGAUGUGGAGGAUUCCUGAUCGACCCGAGCUACGUGAUGACAGCCGCACACUGCGAUGAAAUAGGCGACAUGACUGUGAUCUUGGGCACCCACAACAUCAGUCCACAGCAGGCGAAUCUGAGAAGAUAUACAGUGCAACAUAAACAUAAGCACCCAUCUUUCAAAGACCCAAAAAAUGGCUCUGACAUCAUGCUUCUCAAGCUGUCCAAGAAGCUGAAAAUCGGCAGAAGCGUGAAAACCAUCGAAAUCCCAAGCAAAAUCCCCAAAAAACCACUGAAGCCUAAUUCCAAGUGCCAGGUGGCUGGAUGGGGUAAAAAAACUAAACGGCAAAAAGUAGUGAAUGAUCUUUUGGUGACAGAUGUGUUGACUAUCAACUUCACAACCUGCCAGACGAUGUUGAAAGAAAUGAAAGAUCCACUCCCAGACAACGUCCUGUGCUCUCGGGGUUCCGAGACAAACACUUGUGCUAGUGAGGGCGACUCGGGUGGACCGCUUGUGUGCAGUGGGAGGGCGGUGGGCAUCGUCUCUUUGGAAUGCUGUAACAACCAAAAUGUUUCCAACAUUUACACUGAAAUUUCAAAAUACACAGUAUGGAUCAAGAAGGUGAUCAAUGGAGGUGCCUGAUGCCUUUGAAACAGAACUUAUUGUUGUACAGUUCACUAAACUCAACUUUUAUGGUGAUGUGAACGCUACAUGUCAAACAUUUUCAAUAAAAGCAAGAAAAGAAGAAUAAAAACUCAAUAAGCAAUGACUCUGCAUUUCUUUGGUUGCUACUUCACAGAGAGCGAAACCAUUCUGGGGCUGUUUGAUACUCAACCACAGUUAAAGUUCACCUCCAUCACCACAUCCUAUAAAUUACACAACAAGAUUUUUUUAAACAAAAAUAGAUGCAGCGCUGGGAAAAAAAGUUGUACACAUACUCUCCAACAAAAAAAAUUAAUGUAAUUUUUAAGCUUUGUUUAAAAAGUCCUGAAGACACGAGCAAUCGAUUUGUCAAGGUGUAUAAAAAGUCAUUCAGUCAUCCGAAGUCAUUCAGUCUCAUUUUGCAGUGUCUUAUAUGCUCACAAAAACAUUGUUGGUGCAUGAGGCAGCUGAAAAAAAAGAAGAAACUGCUUCUGAAAAAGUUCUCAUCAUUCGUUGUAUUUCCUUAGGUUUAAAACAGACAAUGUAGGCCAUGAUGCACAAAAACCACAAACCUUGUAUUUCUUUCCCCCAUGCUCUAUUAAUUUAACAUGUUCUGGUAAUACAACCUAUGUGGCCACAGAAAAACUUU